UGGCGCCAAGCAACAUCAAAGUCCGUCGACAGAGGUCGCCGUAGGAGGCGGAGGAACGUUAGCGAAGCGUCGAGUUUUUCCGGCAGGGAAUGCCGUCAGGUUUUCAGCAUAACGAAAACGCGUGAAAGCAAACGAUCGGUGCGUGUCUAUUUUUUUUUUCUGGUGUCGAACAACAGCGGGCUUUUCCACGAGGUUUUCCGAUCCGCGAGCGGCAAAACAUUUUCCGCGGGACGGCGCAUGGCAUGGCCUUGUUGUCAGUGCGCGCCCCACUUUAAGCGAUCGGUGCCGCCGUUGCCUCUUCUUUUUUUUUCGUUUCCUCCCGUUUGCGAAAUAAUAAUCGUCGAUCGGAUGCAAUGAGCAGAGUUAAUUAAAGAUUGCGGCGGGAAUGCGAAUACUCUGUUCCUCGUUCCGCCUGAGGAUCAGGACGACGCUUGGAUUUACACCGAGGACUACGAUGACCACGUAAAAAAAAGCAGUGGAAAAACGAACGAAAAAAAAAGAAAGAAAGAAAAAAAAACCAAAGAGAGAAAAAGAAACAAAACUCGUUAAUUGUUCCUUGGUAACGUUCCGGUCCUCCAUUAUUAUAUUCUUGAAAGAGAGAGAGAUAGGAGAGGUCGCGUUGGGUUGGUUGGCGUUGACCGGAAGCGUACGGACAGGGUGCGAUUCGCGGAAUUCUUUUCCAGUGGACGAAAGCGGGAAUUUUCCGAGGGGCUGCUGGACAGGAGAUGCACGGUGGAGGACUGGGACGACGGAACAGGCAAAUCUGUUAUACAACCGGGAGGGACGUCGCUGCGCCGUAUGGUCGUAUGGUUAGGUGGUAGCCAUUUGCAUGACCUCAGUGUAAAAUCCAUAUUCCCGUGGAAUCUCCUGGAAUCUGGUGUUCGGCGACGGGCCGGAGGGAAAACGGUUUGCAGAAGGAAGCCGUCGAGCGACGGAGGACUGUUUCAAUCUGUAUUUCGACGCGUUGCCGUCGCGUCCCCGCGGAAAACGAGGAUUUUUAGUCGAGAUGACGCCAAGUGGGUGUAGACGCGGCCGCCAUCAUGGCAGUAUGCGUCAAGCUUGGCAAGCGGGAUUGUAGUGAGUGUUGCUGUGUGUGCGGUGUCGCUCUGGAUUUUUCGGGAUUUUUGCGUGGAAUAUUCAUUGGGGAUGUGCAGACCAUGCGCCAUUGCGAUGUUUUAAUAUAGGACACUAUAAUGUCCCAUAAGGGAUAUGCAGAAAGAUUGUUAUCUCGUUUGCAUGCCAGCUGACUGUCAGGCACAGAUCUGCCGUUUCCAGCUUAUAGCAUAAAGUGUAGUUAAAAGUGCAAAUUGAAGAUGAAUUGCCAAGACCCUGAUUUAGAUAAACUCUGGGAGGCUACCUUUGGCGUCAACAUGCAACAAGUCGAACCACCAAUUCAAAAUAAUACGAACGGUGGAAAAAUGGGUGAUUCGAUGAAGGAGAAGGAACCGUCACCGCGCGUGGACGAACCAGUAGAACCAGUCAAUGGUAUCGUACAGCCGAAGAUAACGCCGCCACUGAGCCGGCCCGGCCGUGUUACGAAUCAGCUGCAGUUUCUGCAGAAGACUGUGUUCAAAGCGGUAUGGAAACAUCAAUUUGCUUGGCCUUUCCAUCAGCCCGUAGAUGCCAAGAAGUUGAACUUACCCGAUUACCACAAGAUAAUUAAACAACCCAUGGAUUUGGGGACAAUCAAAAAGCGGCUGGACAAUAACUUCUACUGGUCCGGAAAAGAGUGCAUACAAGACUUUAAUACAAUGUUCACAAACUGUUAUGUGUAUAAUAAACCCGGUGAAGACGUUGUGGUGAUGGCACAGACGUUGGAGAAAGUGUUUUUGACGAAAGUAGCUGAUAUGCCCAAGGACGAAUACACGGUCGAUCUGCCUACGAAGGGUGGCGGCGUCAAAGGGAAGAAAGGUCGGGUGAGCGGUGGUGCUGGUACACCAGGAACCGGCAGGGGACGACCACCUGCGACCGUGUCUUCCACAGUGACGACUCCCGUGAACAAUGCCGGUCUCCCGCUGGGUACGACGCCUCCAGCGACAGUUCCCGGCAGUACAGCAACGACGACCAUUGCCCCGCCGCCUACGGCCGUGCCUAUCGCGGCUGCAGCUGCAGUCGCCGCCGCCGCUGCUGCAGCUGCGACUGCCGCCGCCACCCAUAGCUCUCUCCCGCAACAGAUUCCACCGAGUGCUUACCACAUGGCCCAGCCACUCGCCGGUCAAAUAGAACAACCGAAUUUGCCGCCGCAGGUGCUGCCCGGCACGGUUAUGCCCCCUUCUCAACCUGCUAAAGUGAAAAAAGGUGUUAAAAGAAAGGCUGAUACGACAACGCCUGGCGCCUCCGUUUUCGAUUACAACACAUCAAUGGAAUCCAAGUCUGCGAAAGUCUCGGCGCGUCGCGAGUCCGGCAGACAGAUCAAGAAGCCCAUCAGACCCGAGAUGGACGGUCUUGUCCCAUACAAUCAACCAAAUAUUUCGCCCCUGAUGGCCAACAUCCCAAAUACUCUGCAGCACCCAUCGCAUAAAGCUAAGGAUAAACUCAGCGAGGCCCUCAAGUCUUGCAACGAAAUAUUGAAGGAGCUCUUUUCCAAGAAGCACUCUAGCUAUGCAUGGCCUUUCUACAAGCCCGUCGAUGCGGAACUUCUGGCUCUGCACGACUAUCACGAAAUCAUAAAGAAACCCAUGGACCUGGGUACCGUCAAGCAGAAGAUGGACUCUCGGGAGUAUCGUACAGCACAAGAAUUUGCGCUUGACGUCAGACUGAUAUUCACGAAUUGCUACAAGUAUAAUCCGUCGGAUCACGACGUCGUAGCUAUGGCUCGUAAGCUCCAGGAUGUGUUCGAAAUGAAGUUCGCAAAGAUUCCGGACGAGCCCAUGAACAGGAUAAACGCGAACGCUAAGUCCGACUCUAGUUCAUCCGGGUCGUGUUCAGAGUCUUCUAGUGAUACCGAAGAUUCGGAGGAAGAGCGCGACAAGCAAAUUAAGUUGAUGAAAAAAGAGUUGUUUGCCAUGCAGGAGCGCAUUAGUAAAUUGAUGGAGGAGAGCGAUAAGAAGAAGAAAGAGAAAAAGAAGAAGGAUAAGAGCAAGAAGAUGGUAGCAAAUUGCAGUAGUUUGGGUAAGCCGGGAGCCAUAGCCAAGUCGAACUCCAUUAUCACCGACAGCGUUGACGACAGCAUAGCCAGCGUGGUGUCUGGGGCAGAUCUCAAGAUGGGAACGGGAGACGUGCAUCAUCCCGCCACCGGAAAGUCCCUGAACAUGCACCACACGAUGGCGGCUGCCGCCAACGCUGCUACAAAACCACCUAAGAGUAAAGGAGUGAGGGGACCAAAGCCCGCGGGACCAAACGCUAGUGGAAAAAGACCCAAAGCGAACAACAAACCGGGUGGCGGCAGGAAAAAGACGCCGACUGUUCAACCGGUCGCCUUUGACUCCGAAGAUGAGGACAACGCUAGGCCAAUGUCUUACGACGAGAAGAGACAGUUGUCCCUUGAUAUUAAUAAAUUACCAGGUGAUAAGUUGGGCAGGGUUGUGCAUAUUAUUCAGUCGAGGGAGCCAUCGCUGCGAGACUCAAAUCCAGACGAAAUCGAGAUAGACUUUGAGACGCUAAAGCCAUCGACUUUACGCGAGCUCGAGAGUUACGUCGCAUCCUGUCUACGUAAAAAGCCACAUAAGAAAAUGCCGGGUAAAUCAAAAGAUGAACAAAUGGCGGAAAGGAAACAGGAAUUGGAGAAGAGACUUAGCGAUGUUAAUGAUAAAAUCGGAAAUGUUAACAAAAAGGCGCCCAAGAAAGACGAUGGCAAGGUUGAUGCAACCGGAGCCAGUGGUGGACCAUCUGGAAGGUUAUCCUCGAGUUCGAGCAGUUCAGACACGGACAGCAGCACCUCCAGCAUGUCCAGCAGUUCAAGUGAUUCCAGCGACAGUGAAGCAGAAUUUGUAGGUGGAGUUAAUAGGCCUCCCAAGAAGAAAACGAAGAAAUCUCCUAAUCCGGCCGCAGCUGCAAAUAAUACAGUGCCGUUACAGAAAACACCACAUGAACAACCUUCCACUCAACAACAAGUACCGCCUCCACCACAACAACAACCCCAACAAGCGGUUCCACCUCAGCAGAUUCCAGCCGUGAAUAAUUCGGUUAUAAACAGUGUGCCGCCGCAAAUAUCGCCCGUGGCCGCGACGAAUCACGUGUCGGCUAAACCUAACGCUACAAACAACAGGAAACCAUCCAUAACAAAUGACAUUAAGCCUCUUAUUGAGCAGGAACAGUCGCAUACGAUCACGCCGCCUACGGUGCCCCAGCCACCGAAGCCGGUUGCUCUGCCAACACCAUCUCCAGACAAACCUAAGCCUUCUAUAAUAUCACCAUGCACGAACACUUUCACUGAUCCCUUGGAGCAAUCCUUGGCCAGCCUGGAAAGAGCGAUGAUCAAGAACGAGCCGCUAGAUAGCCUGAAUUCCGGCAUGGUCCAAAUGCCUCUGAUGCAUAGCUUGGGCAUGUCCUGCAAUCCUAAUCAGAAACCUGCAAUGUUACAGCAAUCAGGAGUGCCGCAACAACAACAGCAGCCUCCAUCCAGCAUGGGUUUGGACGCAAUUGGCAACAUGCCGCCCACUUCAAUGAUGCCUGCCAAUUCCAUGAUGCACUCCUUAGCCGUCCAUCCGUCCCUCGACCACGACAUCCCGUCUUUGAUCACACCCACUUCGCAGGCUAUGCUGCACACCAACAAUAACGGCUUCGGCAAUAUUAAGCACGAUUACAUCGGUUCUAUGAACAACGGCCUUUCGUCUUUGGGUGGCGUACCAAUGAAUAUAACAAUGUCGUCGAUAUUCGAUAACAUUCCACCGGUCAACAAUGUUGGCGUAGUGAAGAAAGAGUUGCCCGUGAUCCAGCCCAAACCAAUCGAAGAGCUAAUCGAACCGCUGAACGUUCCAGGAAACAUGAGCAUGGAUAAAAAGUUGACUCCGCCUGAGCAGAAACAUCAGCAAUCAUUCUCGAUGUCUAGCAGUGGCCCUGGGGCACCUGGCGGUCAAAACUAUAAAUCCAAACAUGAGCCAAACAUGAAGAGCUCAUGGUCAAGCUUGGGACAAUCUAAUUCUCCGCAAAACAGCAACCAGGGUGGUAGCAGUCGGCAAUUUGUGUCGGACAGCUUCAAAGCUUUCCAAAAGCAGGCUAAAGAGAAGGCGGAUAGGGAAAAGGCUAGGUUGGAGAGCUUGGAGAUGAAGCGGCAGCAAAAGGAGCAGGCGGAGAAAGAGCGUAUGCGGAUGGAGAACGAGCGAAGACGAGAGCGCGAUGAGGAAGAUGCAUUAGAGAAAGCCAGUAGCUUCGUGAGCAGGAAAGCUGUGGCUGAACAGAAGCAACCUAUACCCGCUUCGAGGGUUGAUGAGUUGAGAUCCUCUCCCGGAGAGGAUAGCAUAUCGCCGGGCAGUCAAAGCUCUGGUUCCGAUAGGACGGAGAGGGAACGACAGAGGUUACGCGAACAGGAGAGGAGGAGGCGAGAGGCGAUGGCGAAUCAGAUAGACAUGAACAUGCAAAGUGAUCUUAUGGCCGCAUUCGAAGGUUCCUUAUAAUGGACCAUAUCCAAUGGAAAAGCUUGUAUGAUAAUUGAAAUUCAGGAAUACAGAGAGAAAGUAAACAAAUUUAAACAAAACAUAAUGUGUUGUGUGCGUAUGCUCAAACUAGAGAACGAAGCAAAACGAGAAAAUAAACUUCAUUCAUUUUUUUGGUUGAGGCUUCCAGACGUUCAUGUGCAAACUGAACAAAUCAGAGAAAAGUUUAAUAAUUUUGUAUAUUAAUUAAUGUGUUUAAUUAAGGUGCGUGGUCGAUGACGAUAAUGAGAGGUAAAGCAGAAGGGGGCAUACGCCCUUAAAGAAGACGUAUAUAUAUA
Molecule: messenger RNA, 5872 nt
Organism: Nicrophorus vespilloides
Lineage: Eukaryota; Metazoa; Arthropoda; Insecta; Coleoptera; Silphidae
Product: bromodomain-containing protein 2-like
Exons: 15
Coding region: 1314-5555 (1413 amino acids)
Biological process (GO): chromatin remodeling; regulation of DNA-templated transcription
Cellular component (GO): chromatin; nucleus
Source: RefSeq, a predicted model, not a curated record